Molecule: messenger RNA, 5285 nt
Organism: Platichthys flesus (European flounder)
Lineage: Eukaryota; Metazoa; Chordata; Actinopteri; Pleuronectiformes; Pleuronectidae
Gene: sh3gl3a
Product: SH3-domain GRB2-like 3a
Exons: 11
Coding region: 95-1249 (384 amino acids)
Biological process (GO): synaptic vesicle uncoating
Cellular component (GO): presynapse; glutamatergic synapse; cytoplasm
Molecular function (GO): protein binding
Source: RefSeq, a predicted model, not a curated record
CACUCGCUCAGCUCUUUAACGUAGAUUUCCUCUGUUUGGUGUUCGGUGGUUCCACGGAACAUUUCCCCCGGAGGUGAACGUUAUACGGUCCACGAUGUCUGUGGCUGGGCUGAAGAAACAGUUCCACAAAGCCAGUCAGCUACUAAGUGAGAAGAUCAGUGGGGCAGAGGGGACUAAACUGGAUGAUGACUUCACUGAGAUGGAAAGGAAAAUUGAUGUGACCAACAAGUCAGUGUUUGACCUCUUGUCCAAAACAACAGAGUACCUCCAGCCUAACCCAGCUUCUCGAGCCAAACUCAACAUGCUUACAACAGUGUCUAAGUUCCGAGGGCAGGUGAAGACCACCGGCUACCCUCAGACUGAAGGCCUGCUGGGAGACUGCAUGCUGCGCUAUGGUCAUGAACUGGGAGAGGACUCCGUCUUUGGCUGUGCGCUGCUGGACAUGGGUGAGGCCAUGAGACAGAUGGCAGAUGUUAAGGACUCCCUGGACAUAAACGUCAAACAAAACUUUAUUGACCCCUUGCAGAAUCUACAGGACAAUGACCUCAAAGAGAUCACGCACCACCUGAAGAAGCUGGAGGGCCGCCGGUUAGACUUUGACUAUAAGAAGAAGCGUCGUGGGAAAAUCCCUGAUGAGGAGAUCCGCCAGGCUGUGGAGAAGUUUGAUGAGAGCAAAGAGCUGGCUGAGAGGAGCAUGUUCAACUUCCUGGAGAGUGAUGUGGAGCAGGUGAGCCAGCUGUCAGCACUGGUCGAGUCGGCCUUAGCGUACCAUCGUCAGUCAUGUGAAAUCCUGGAGGAGCUGAGUGGAAAGCUGCAGAAGCGGAUAUCAACAGCCAACUGCCGUCCUAAGAGAGAAUUCAAGCCAGAUGCGAUAAGGAGCAACACAAACACUCUGGACAACAGUCAGCACAACGGCCUGUCAUACAGCUCCUCACUUAAAUCCACCGAUAUCCAGAUCAACCAAACAGUUAAUGGGAAAAUUGAUCAUAUAACUACUGUACUACUGUCAUGGCCUGAGAGCCCCACUACCAAUGGCAACCUGCAGCAGUCGGAGGUGCUUGACCAGCCGUGCUGUCGCGCCCUCUACGACUUCAAGCCAGAGAAUGAUGGCGAGCUUGGCUUCAAAGAGGGUGACAUCAUCAUCCUCACCAACCAGAUAGAUGAGAACUGGUAUGAGGGCAUGAUCUGUGGCGAAUCUGGCUUCUUUCCCAUCAACUACGUAGAGGUCAUUGUCUCCCUCCCUCAGUGACUCACCCCCGAGUCCUUUACCGACUCCGUCUUGCCUCAGCACGUUCAGCCUCUGUCCUCAGCUCAACUCUGACCAGAAAAUGUACAAAGCUGGAUCAACCUGAAGCUGAAGGGAAUAUUUUGUCUGCUGAUUUUCAUUCGGAGCGGGAGAGCUAGUAGGUCUGUCCCAAGCCAACGUAAAAUCAGAUCGUUAAAUAUUUUAGUUUUUAAUAUUAAUGAAACAGAAACCAAGUGAAAUUCAAGCCAUUGAGUGCGACACUCUGCCUGGUGGGAUCCUUUUUGUCCUUCAGGUCGGACCAAGGUCAAGAUGUCAAGCUGUUGUCAGACCCUGUCGUCCCUCCCAUGAGUCCCUCAGGUGAGAGAAGUGUAUCGCACUAGGCUGUCUGCCUGCCUUUGCUUGACGUGCACCAGUUGAAAAUAUAACUGUAUUGUUUAACCACUACAUGAAAGGCUUUAUUUGCUUUUAUGUUAUAGUCACAUUAGGAACAUCAUAUACAUUCCAGGAUUUUAAUCCCAUUUUAGUUAUCCAAUUUUAAAAGGUUGGUGUUUGAAUGACAAAUCCACUCAUAGUGACAGUGUGAAGUGGUGUGGACACACACAGGUAACAGCCUACAGUACAGAUUUAGUCCAAUGAAUGAAGCGGUUAGACAGAUCAAAUCAGGUGAUCAUCACGUUUACCCAGAUUGUUUUAUAUGUCUACAUCUUGAUAUAUUUUAGUUUCUGAGUUUUAUGCCAUCUUUCACAUACAAUGAAGAACGUGAAUAUCACAACCAAAAAAAAUUAAGCAGAUAUGAUUUGUUUUAAUGUGGGUGAACAAGGCCCAUUAAAAAGGGGAUGUGAGUUGAAGGCUGCCCUGUAUGUAAAAAAAGAGUGCAAAAACAAUAGAUACAAAUAAAUAUAUACAUUGCAACCCAGUGCCCAUUGAGACACCAGUAUGGCUGCCGGAGUCCCACAUUCCCUGAUGUUGUUUUGCAUUUUGAGAAGCAUUUUAUGAUCAGGAUUAUUGUCCAUACACAAGACUACUUUUACUUUUCAGGAUGCUUUGUGAGCACUUGGCAGACACAUGGCUGAGUUACCUGUUCUAGCUUGUUGGUGAGAUCAGGACUGCUUUAAAUCAGUCUAAUGUGAGAGCAGAUCCAAUGAUCAAACAUGUUUUAAAUAUCCAAUCAAUAUUUUUAUAUCAACAAUUGGUCAAACGACAACUCAUGACCCCACAGAGAAUUAUCAGCAUCACUUGCAGCUCCCUUCAGCUCGAUAACAUGUUAAAUCAUCUUUUAAUUCCUGAAUAACAUAACAUGUCUUAUCUGUGAGAGCUUCAGAAAGUUUUGGAGUUCUCUUCUCCAGUAGCCAAAUAAAAUUGGUUCAAUGCUGUGUUAAAGAAAUAUAUAACCAAAUAAGAUAACCAAACAUUCUAGGAAGAAAAAAUGAAGGAUUCGGGUAGAAUAAUCAUCCACACUCUCAGUUGUAAACUUUGACUUGCAGUUUUGGAGGUUUAAAUUUUACCUCCAAAUAAUCAGCAUCUUGUUUUACCGUCGUCUCAGCGUCUGAUAGCUAAUUCUUGAACUCGGACUUAGUGCCAGCGGUGUUUCCAUGCUCCCUGAUCUGAGGAGCUACAAAGUUACAUGUAAGUUUAACAGAGAGAAAGAUCAACAAUCAUGAAUAUAACACCCAAAUAGUUCUGAACCAAAAUGAUCCUGUAAAAUGUGGAUUUAAAACAUAUUGAUGUGUGCUGUCUUUAGCUGGCUCUAUAUGUACACUCAAAACUCCAUUGCUAUUUAUUUAAGAAUUAUUUUUUUUUAUGGUUUUGUGAACAUUUGCACCAAUCACCUCACACUCCAGCAGGAUGGUGUAUAUUAGUUCUCCACUAUUGUUGUAACUCUUUAUCUUACUGUUCACGUCUUCUGUCUUAAUCAGAUUGUCUUUUUGCCAUCUGUGCUCUUAUUUCUUACUCUCUCCCUCUCUCUCCCUCUCUCUCUCUCUCUCUCUCUCUCUCUCUUUCUCUCUCUCUCUCUCUUGCCCUCUCACUCUGAAACCAUGAGAAAGAUUUUUUUGAAAUUGUGUCUGUAUUGCACUGGAGCUUUAGAAUCUACCUACCACAAAAGUUAUAUGUACAUGCACCUUUUUGUAGUUUGUUUGAGGUUUUUACACUUUUCAAGCAUUGCACUCUGUGUUGAUCUCGAUGUGGUUAAAAUCACUAUCAGAUAUAUAAGUGAUGUCCAAAUGGAAGUAAUUAGAUUUCUAUAAUAACAGAUGUUUUUUGUAUUCUAUAAUAAAUCUACUAUUUCAAUCAUUGUAAUGUAGAAAAACUCAGACAUAUACAAAUUGUGGAAGUAAAUGAGCCAGUUACCUUGUGAGACUCAGUCCAGCUCUUGUUAGCCAGUGAUAAGCAGUAGAUGAGUAAAGGCCUACAGUAACUGCGUGGACAUGCAGAUAAAGCUGUUAAUUUAGGAAGUACCAAUGUGGCAUACAUUGGUAAAACACCUGAUAACCAGCAGUCAUCUCGCCUUUAAUAGAUGUGGUGACUUAAAUGCCAUCAGACAUGAAGCUGCAAGAGCUUAAUUAACAUCAGCUCUCAAAGGAGGAAAGGAAGCUUUUAUUUACCUCUGCUGCAGAAAAGGACAGCUCUUUAUCUAUUGUAUCCUGUUUCAUAUGUUUAUUUUUUUUCAAUCAUAUUUUAGGAAGAACAUUUCUUGUUUUGUUAUAUGUUCUUGUAUUCAAAGUGUAUUCCAUGCUUAUCUGUUGGAUAAUCUGUAGCAAUAACUCUAUUAGUGAUAUAUCGAAGUGGAGUCUGCUGCUAGCUUCUCUCAGAAGGUUUACAUUAAAAACUGUCCAGCUGCUCAAAGUUCAUAGUUUAUUUUCUCCUAUGCUAAGUUUAACAACUGCCAUUAGAAAGGACUUUGAACAAUUUAUUUUCAAAAAAUUUCGACUCCCUUGUAUUUGUGCAAAAAAAUGCAUUACAAUCACAGUCCUUAAAAAUCCCUUUGCUCAGAAUUCUAUAAUUUACAGCUUAUAUCAUAUAUUUGUUUCGAUUUUGGCUCAUUUAUUGCUGAGUAGUGGGUGUGACAUUACUCUUUUGUAUUACUGGUGUAUUUAUUGCUUCAUCUCAGCACAGAUAUUUUGACCACAUUUGAACCUUUAGCUUCUUUUACUACUGAGCAGCCUUUAUUUAUUCAACUCUUAUUUGAAUACCAGCCUUGAUUUGAGAUUGAAUAGUACUCUGAAUAUUAUUAUGACAGAGCCCUUCUUUUCCCUCCAGACUUGUGUGCCUCUCCAUAGUUUUGAUUUACUUAUUAUGUGAAAAGACACAACUUCAGACCUAAACUAAAAAAGGUUUUGGGUGUUUGUCCCAGUAUGCACUCGAUGGACUACAUUCUUAUUCUAUGUGAUAUAAUCUCAUCUUCUAUUGUAAAUGGAAAAUUUUUAGUUUAUAUUUAAUGGAAAGAAAAUAAAUAAGAUGUAUUUGAUACUUACUGUUUGCUUGCAAUUGCUAAAAUGUUCAACGUGUUGCAUGAUAAUUACUUCUUUACUUUCUAAAGAUUGUUAUCAUGGAUUGUGGAUGGGCAGCUCCCAGCACAAGGUGCUGUCUGCAACACAGUCACAGUAUGUCACAGAAAAGAAAGGUCAUCAGAUUAUUUAAUCCUGCAUCCAGUCUCUAGAAUAUAACAGGGGACAACUUGUUUGAAGAGAUUUUUUCUUUAAAUGUAGCUUCUAUAAAACAACUGGCAGAAUCCAUAUGAACUUCAUUUCCAAAGUGUUUGACUUUUUUAGAAUUGAGACUGGAGGCAAGAUUACACUGAUUUAAAGUUUUAUUUGUUUUACAGUUUCUCUAUGAAUUACUUGUUUAUACCCUAAACAAGAACACUGUACCUCUGAUAGCCUUUCCACAAGAGUCUAAUUUUACAACCAACUUGUAGGUGAAGGAAAAUGGCUGCGCAGUUCUGUGUUAUAUAUUUUUUUUCAGUAGCAUAAUUAAUGCAAAUAGUGUUUUAUAGAUGUUGUAAAUUAAUAUAUUGAUAUAUAUAUUGAGUAAAUAAAUA